CCAACAAAACACUGCGUGCACAAGGAAGGUGACAGAUCACAUUCAGUGAGAAAUGUUGGGUCAUGUAGGAUUUAGUGAGAAAUGGAAGGGAAUCUGCUUGAGGAGGGCAGUGGUGUUGGAGAAAUUGAUGGGACUGAAGGCCAGUAAAUCCACAGGCCCUGAUCAUCUACAUCCCACAGUACUGAAGGAAGUGACAGCAGAAGGAGUGUUUGCAAUGAUGGUUGUUUGGGGUAGUCUGUGAGAUGGAUUGGAAGAUGGCCAGUGUCACCAUACUAUUUGCAAAGGGAGAGAGCUGGGAAUUUUAUUCCAAUGAGUGUGCUGUCAGUUGUAGGGAGAAUGCAAUGUGUCUAACUGAGUUCAUCAGGAGGAGCCAGGUUUCUUCCAGCCUCUUCUCCCCUUCCCCAUCUCUGUCACGCCCCUCCAGCCCUCAUCCCCGUUACUGUAUGUUGACUGUGUGCUGCACUGGCCUCUACCGAUGUCUUUGUGCUUACAGCAUGUGUUUGUGAAGAGAGAAAGGCCUCAGACCGUGAUCAUGGAUCUGAUCCAGAGAACGAAGGAUGCUGUCCGCGAACUUGAUAACCUGCAGUACCGUAAGAUGAAGAAAAUCCUCUUCCAGGAGACGAGAAACGGCCCAGCCACUGACACACAGGAGGAUGAUGAGGAACUGGAUGCCUGUGUGGGUCGCACUGGGACGAUGAACAGUGUGGAAAGCAGUCACUCGGUGCCGAGCAUGUCGAUCAGUGCCAGCAGCCAGAGCAGCAGCGUCAACAGCCUGGCCGACGCCUCCGACGACAACAGCGAGAUCGCCAUGAUGCAGGAGGGUGAUCACACCGUCACCUCCAACAGCUCGGUCAUCCACCUGCGACCAGGUAACGAUGAUCUCUACGAUGACCCGUACUCGGGGGAAAUGGAAGCCCAGCCCCCGGCCCCCUCCUCUUCCUCCACAUCUUCAUCUUCGGCAGCAGCACGAAGGAGAGCUCAUUACCGAAACCGUGAGCACUUCGCAACCAUCCGCACCGCCUCGCUGGUGACGCGGCAGAUUCAAGAACAUGAGCAGGACUCCGCACUGAGGGAGCAGAUGAGCGGCUACAAGAGGAUGAGACGGCAGCACCAGAAACAGCUAAUGGCCCUGGAGAACAAGCUGAAAGCAGAAAUGGACGAGCACCAGCUGAGGCUCGACAAAGAGCUGGAGACACAGCGCAAUAACUUUGGCGCAGAGUGCGAGAAAGUCGGCAAGAGACAACAGAGCCUGCUGGAGAAAGAAGGAAAGGCGGCCGGAAUAGAGGAGAAAAAGUUCCAGCAGCACAUCCUGAGUCAACAGAAGAAGGAGUUGAGCAGCUUAUUGGAAGCACAGAAACGACAGUACAAACUCCGAAAGGAGCAGCUCAAGGAGGAGUUGCAGGAGAACCAGAGCACCCCGAAACGUGAGAGGCAGGAGUGGCUGCUGAGGCAGAAGGAGAACCUGCAACAUGCACAGGCCGAAGAAGAGGCGAACCUUCUGCGGAGGCAGAGACAUUACUUGGAAUUACAGUGCCGUCAGUACAGGCGCAAGGCCUUGCUGUCGCGACACAACCUGGAGCAGGACUUGCUGCGCGAGGAACUGAACAAAAAGCAGACGCAGAAGGAUUUAGAGUGUGCGAUGUUACUGAGACACCAUGAGUCAACGCAGGAGCAGGAGUUCCGACACCUGAGCACUGUUCAGCGAACGCGCACAGAACUGAUCCGACUGCAGCACCAGACUGAACUCAGUAAUCAACUGGAUUACAACAAGAGGAGGGAGCAGGAGCUGCGUCAGAAACAUGUGGCGGAGAUUCGACAGCAGCCAAAAUGCCUUAAAUCAAAGGAGUUGCAGAUUAAGAAGCAGUUCCAGGACACGUGUAAGAUUCAGACUCGACAGUAUAAAGCUUUGCGGAACCAUCUCCUUGAAACAACUGUGAAGAGUGAGCACAAGGCCGUGCUGAAACGACUGAAGGAUGAGCAAACUCGAAAGCUAGCCAUUCUGGCUGAGCAGUAUGACCACAGCAUCAAUGAGAUGCUGUCCACCCAGGCACUGCGUCUCGAUGAGACACAGGACUCCGAAUACCAGGUCCUGAGAGCACAGUUGCAGCAGGAGCUCGAGUUACUGAACGCUUACCAGAGCAAGAUCAAGAUGCAUACCGAGGCGCAGCAUGAGCGGGAGGCCAAGGAGCUGGAGCAGAGAGUGUCCAUUCGGCGGGCACUGUUAGAGCAGAGGAUCGAGGAGGAGAUGCUAACGUUACAGACCCAGCGGACAGAGCGUAUUCGGAGUUUACUGGAACGACAAGCACGGGAGAUGGAAGCUUUUGACUCGGAGAGUCUACGAUUGGGUUUCAGUAACAUGGCCCUGAGCAGCCUCCCCCCAGCUUCUGCCUUCACCCACUCGUACCAGGUCAGCCGAGGAGCCAACCGAGGGGCGGGAGGCAGAGAGGGAGCAACCGCAGCGUCUGGGUCAGGCCCAGGGCCCGGCUCGGGGACACCUCAGGCCUGGAGGCAGCAGCCGACGCUGGCUCCAGGCUCCUGGGCUCAUGCGGGCCCCGUCCCUGGGUCACGGGGGAGCAGCCUCGUUCUUCGCAGCAGCCCCCAGACCCUUCACCAAACGGCUUCAGGAGGACAGGCUGAGGCUGGGAUCGGCCGCAGUACCAGCGUCACUUCCCAAAUCUCCAACGGCUCCCAACUCUCCUACUCCUGACCCCCACCGUGAGCACAAACAUUCUUCCUCCCUCAGUCCUCCUACUCCAGCCCCGCAACUCCCCCCCCCACCUCUGGGUGGGCUGUGUCCUGUCUGGCUGCUGGUUUUUGUCUGGGUGAUGCUAUCACUGCUUUUCUCGAAGUGAAGAUAUGCUGUUUCUGUUCAUUGUGUCACUGUGGUGGUCUAUAAAAGAUUGGGACCUCGUUA
Molecule: messenger RNA, 2914 nt
Organism: Stegostoma tigrinum
Lineage: Eukaryota; Metazoa; Chordata; Chondrichthyes; Orectolobiformes; Stegostomatidae
Product: serine/threonine-protein kinase TAO2-like
Exons: 10
Coding region: 476-2707 (743 amino acids)
Source: RefSeq, a predicted model, not a curated record